Molecule: messenger RNA, 636 nt
Organism: Schizophyllum commune H4-8
Lineage: Eukaryota; Fungi; Basidiomycota; Agaricomycetes; Agaricales; Schizophyllaceae
Exons: 6
Coding region: 1-531 (176 amino acids)
Source: RefSeq, a predicted model, not a curated record
AUGCCCACUCCAUCGACCAAGUACGCUCAGCUUGGAAAGAGCGACCUGCGCGUGUCGGUGCCCAUCGUUGGCACCAUGGGCUACGAUAAUCCUAAGUGGGCCUCUCUUCGUGAUGAAUGGACACACCUCACUCAACAAGCUGAAAGCACCUUUGAUACCGCCAACGUCUACUUGAACGGCGAUUCAGAGGGCAUUCUCGCAAAUAUCAAAGGGUCAGUACCAAACCCGCUAGGCUCUUUGGAAACCCCACGCUGGAAGUCGCUCUCGUCCUACGGUAUCAGCAAGGAAGAGCAGAUCGACGGUGAGAUGAUCACACGCGUCGAGGAGAUUGCGAAGAGGCGUGGCUGGGCGAUGUUGCAGGUGGCUCUUGCCUGGGUCUUGCGCAGCGUCUCAAGCCCUAUCGUCGGCUUCAACUCUCUCAAGCGCAUCGAGCAGGGUAUUGUGGACGGCGAGCUCACGGACGAGGAAGCCGCUUGCUGGAGGGGCCCUAUCAGCCAAAGCACGUUCGCGGCCAUGCUUGUGAGAUUUUGAGAUGCCAUGUAGUUCUCCCGUAUUUGUUUGUUGGCAAUUCUUUGAUUCCUACGACGCAGCGUUCGUGAAAGUAGGUAUAUAUAAAUUAUAUAGAACGUAUGGCAC